Messenger RNA from Spizellomyces punctatus DAOM BR117, 3165 nucleotides. RefSeq lists its product as uncharacterized. The coding region runs from base 34 to 2997 and encodes 987 amino acids. The record is from RefSeq and is a predicted model, not a curated record. NCBI's taxonomy places the organism in Eukaryota, Fungi, Chytridiomycota, Chytridiomycetes, Spizellomycetales, Spizellomycetaceae. The transcript has 2 exons.
UUACCUCGUCGCUCAUUUGCCUGGCGCAAAAGAAUGAGUGAGGGUGCGACCAUGCGAGAGUUGGUUUCAACAACCGCUCGAGAUGGAGAUCCGUCAAGCCCACACCAGCGACAGUCCAUAGCGUCGUACUAUACGGACAUGACAUUUCCCACCCUAACUCAAGCUCUCCGAAUUCGAACUAGUGCUCACUUUGAGGCAAGGGACUCGAACUGGAGCGGAUCGCCUUCAUUGAUAUCAGCUCCAUCUGAUUUUGUGUCGGAGCCCCGGAGCUCACUUGCGGCUUCCUUCACAUACGAUAAAGAUGGCGAGCAGGCAUAUUUUAUGUUAAUGCAGCAACAGCAACAGCUACAGCAACAACAACCGGCAAACCCUAUCAGCGGUCGUUUGACUGGAUCUACACCAAGGCGAUCUAUCAUCAAAACUGCCGCGAAGCAGAGGUCAAGGUCGCGGCCCAUGUCCCGAGUAUCGGAAGAUGCUUCCGCGCUCAAAGGUAGUAUUGGUGAACUAGAAAUAAAUACCGAGCUACAUCCCACCAGCGAUAUAGAGGCGAAGCAAUAUAUAGCGGGCGCUCCCCAUUCAACCCGAUAUCGAGAAGCUCCUGGCAAGGAGAGCGGAUCUGACAAUAGCCAGCGCGACUCAGUUCUACCAUCUGCUGAAUCGCAGAAGAUCCCUGCUCUGAACUACUAUUCACUGCCCUCUCCAAAGUUUGUUUCGAUGGUGAAUCUUCCCGACGUAGCGCAACCUAAAUAUGCGGAAACGAGGUCAUCGGCCUCGUUCGGAAUGACACCAGUGAGCGCGCAAGAUGGCGUAACCCCACCUAUAUCACCCCCAGAUAGCGCAUUACUGCCUACUCCGUCUGUGUCUAUAAGUUCACCGUCUGUGACCAACGGAACCGUGACUAGUGCGAGCCAAAGCGAUACAACCAUAGAUUCCAGAGGGAAUAUGAUGCAUUCUGUGAUGCAGUCCUUGUUUCCAUCGUCUCUUGGUGCAAUCUCUCCUGUUUUCUCGGGUCAUUUGUAUAAACUGGGGCGAAACAAGCGAUGGCAAUGGCGGCUCCUUCGCUUUGAUGGUACCCUGUUGACAUGCCUUGGCACUAGUAAAAUAAAACUUCCCAGAAAAACAGCCGCCGUUUUGUCAUCAACAACUAAUACAACCUACAUUCCUAUCCCUAAUGCUCAACCGAUGCCUCUUCUCACAAGUGCUCUACUUGCGGACGAACAUCAUUCGCCGCUGACUACCAACGCUGGGUCGCCAGUGUCCAAAUGGGUUCACCUUCCAAAAUGGACGAUCCACAUUGGGAGUGUAACGCAUAUUUCUUUAUUAAAGCGUACAAAGAAUCGGCGAAUGUACCAACCUGUCGACCUUCCCAUAGAUGGGGCCUCACCGAAGAGUACAACGGCAGGUGGUGAUGGCAAGUCGGAGGCGGGCACACAACCGGAACGUACUACGCCUGCGUGGUUUGGAAACGCCAAGAAAUGUUUUGUUAUCCGAACUAAUGACGGGAAGAACUAUAUCUUGCGGGCCAAGAAAAAUGAAGAUCUGGAGCGCUGGUUGUUUGUACUUGUGGCGAUGUGGAGAGUAGUGCGUGCUGGCAUUGCUGAUGGUUCCACGCAACUCUCUCAAAGGCAAUCGGUGUCGCUGGGUGGUGACAUGUGGAUGGAUACUAUCGGAAGAAUUAGACGACAUGUUUCCUUUGUACCGCCCCCGAUUGAGCAUUCUGUAGAAUAUCCACAAGGACGACGAAGAUCCACUUCAGAACCUGCUCCAGUGGAUAUGCUAGCGAUCAUGUCAUCAUCUUCCUCUAAAUCCGGGCGAAUGUCGGUGGCAAGUAACAGGAUAUCCGUGGACCAUGCAAUGCGUCAGCGUCGGGAGUCUCAGCAGCGUCAAGCAGCUCCAAAAAGUGCCCCUAUUCCGGAAGAGGGACCACUUUCUGCCAAUGUCGUGGACGACGAUAAAUCUUGGAUACAUGAUGUAGAUCUCGUCACCAGUGGAGCGCAAAUCACACCGAUUGAUGUUACAUCGGAUUCCGAUCCGAAAGGCGACAGCGGUUCCUCAGUACGGCCAAUAACCGUUUUUAGCGUCACGAUCAUGCAGCAGUUGGAUGAACUUGCUCGUGAUCUUCGCGGUGCCCAGCAGAGACAACUGGAGUUGUCCAAAUUGGGGGUAAAGACCGGCAUGGUUACGCUACCAUGGUACCCUGAAAGAAAAGAUUCGCUGCCUGAAGUCACUGGCGCUCCCAACGUAGUCACUCACGGACGACCUACGAACCGCAGAAUGGAGGAUCGGCGUGGAGAACGCAGGAGUCCUGUCAAGCAACAUCAACCAAUGCCGGCGCCAGGACAAGGGCGAGACAGAGUUUUAGAGCAUUCUCGGGAGGACGAGAGGCCGAUGGAGCAACCUCAGGAACGCGGGCAUCCGUAUGAAGAACAGCAGCCAGAAGCUCUUCAAGACAUCACGUACCCGCCGCGUUUAGAAUCUAAAAACUCACACUUUUUGCGGGGAGGAAAGGGUAAAAACAAGCUGGCACAGAAAGGCUCUUCUGACGACGACGUAGUUGCAACGCGUAGAGAAACCGUCGUAACUUACCAUCCCGAUGACGCAGCCAAUACGCACCACGUAACGGUAUCGGAGAACGGCAGCAUCAAAGCCGACUCACCACCUGUAACUGCAACUAAUAUGCCAACUCAACCUAUAAAACCUUCACGUCUCAAGACCCUGCAAUCGACACCUACCAUUACGUGGGCCCCACUCCCACCUUCCAUCUCAUCCGGCAACGCCGAAAAACGCGUCCCCCGUUCUUCAGCCUCCAUCUCACAGGCUGUAGCAGACGCAUGGCGAUCAUCCCUGGCCAGUCUCAUCGAACAUGACAAAGGCGUCCGAGUAUCGGUGUCUGGGGAAGCUCCAGGUGAACUGAGCUUGGAUCGCUGGAUCGAAAUGAGAAGGCGCCAAGUCGAUUGGAGUCGAGUUGAGGUAUCUACCGGCCAGGGAACCAUCUAGAUAGCUGCUAUAUUAUUUCUAGAAUUGUAGCAAGUAGCCACUGAUCGAACAUUUGCGUCAUGUGUUAUCUUUGAGUAGGUUUUAUAUAGAUAUUUUAAUCUCUGUUGCAGAUUAGACCUAUGAGUGUAGAUUAUUCUAGAUGGAAUGUGUAAGUAAUUUCUCUCUUCA